UUACCGCGUUCGUCAAAAAGCUCCGCUUACUACUCCAGGCUCUCUAAUAUUUAAGUAAGCUGAGGAUAUUAGUUUUCUGGCGAUCUCUAUAGAAGACAGACGUGGUAAGUUGAGUUCCAUCAAUUUCAGAAAUAAACAAUUUUCUAACACAGUUGUAUUCUUUUAUUUCCCGCUCCACAGAAAAUCAGCCCAGCUAUCCCGAAAUUAACACUGGUCCUUAAAACCGGAUUUUCUCGAAGAAGGGAAAUUAAGACAACGACGCAUUGUUGGUGAAAAUUUAAAAUUCCGUACAUCAAUCAACUGCAAACAAACAGAAAAUGUCUCAAUUCGCCUGUGGUCUGUGUAAGGAAAAUCAUCCUCUCCGGUUGUGCGCCGAAUUCCGCCGAAUGACUCCCGAAAUACGGUUGAGAACGGCUCUCAUAUAUCGCUAUUGUAGCAACUGCCUCGCUUCGAACCAUGCCAUAAACGAAUGUGAUAGUGUAAUUCGGUUCAAACGAUGUGGGAAAGCCCACCAUACUAUGCUGCAUAACCCCGACAUAGAAGAAGAAAGUGAUGAGGACGUCGUCGAGCUUACUUGGGCACAGCAAGUGGAAGAAGAAGAAGCAAUGAUGGCGGAAAUCGAAAACAGCGGAUCAGACGAGCAAAUAAAUACGAAACCGGAAAACACACUACCGACCAAUGCAGCGCUCUUACACCCGUACCGGCCACCACUAAAUAGGACGCAAUCAGCUCCGCGUUCCACCACGCAGCACUUUCAGCUCGCACCGCUCGAUGAGGAUCGAGCCAGACUCGAUUCGUCUCGCCGACUUCAGCGAGCUGGUGUCUUCCGAUCAGACUGGCGGCAUGGAAGCGACCGACUCAGACUCGAUUCGUCUCAGCGGCGCAUCCCUGACCGAACGAGACUCGACUCGUCUCGUCGGCUACCCCAGUCGAAACGAAGGCGUGGUCAAGGUGCCCGUCGUCGACGAAAUGUGCGAACUAUAAUAGAGCGACGAUCAGCAGCACUCCCCUGGCAGCAGAUGUUGGCGGUAUCACCCACGGUGUUAAUACGUAUACGUACUGCGGAUAGGUUCACCGCAGUGCGGGCUGUCCUCAGCCCCGCGAGUCCGGCGACCACAAUUUCCGCUGCUACCGUCGCAAGGCUGCGACUCCGUACUCCAGUCCGUGGAGCUGGUGGAGUAUGCUAUCUCACGCUACGUAAUAAUCUUGGUAGUCAUGAAGAGUUCUCCGUCUGCGCUAACAUUGAGACCAUCAGCCCAACGCCGACCCCGCUGCGUUCGUUAUCGCAACAGACCGUGCAAGCCAUAAAGCAGCACCCGUUGAGAUGAUACUAGGCGCUGAUCUCUACGCCAAACUCUUACAGCCUGGCCUGAUGCCCUCCAUUGCGGGACAGUUGGUUGCACAAAAUACGCUACUAGGAUGGGUUAUUUCAGGCGUGACUCACUAGGCAAGCCUCAACACAUUUUAAUUGUAAUAUAUGUAGUUAAAUUAGAAAAUUGUAUUAGAUAAGUUUAUUAAGAUGAAUUGUACUUUGAAUUGCGCUUAAUAUAUGUGAGUAUAUAUAUGAACCUCUGAAUUGUAAUCCACUACCUAUGAAUCUAUUACAUAAAUUGUGAAUUAUGCUUUUCGCAGUAAUACUGCAAGGCGGGCGGAAUGUUCACUCCGUUCGCCAAAUUACAACCCUAACUUACCGCGUUCGUCAAAAAGCUCCGCUUACU
Messenger RNA from Rhagoletis pomonella (apple maggot), 1718 nucleotides. RefSeq lists its product as uncharacterized. The coding region runs from base 318 to 1328 and encodes 336 amino acids. Lineage: Eukaryota; Metazoa; Arthropoda; Insecta; Diptera; Tephritidae. The transcript has 2 exons. The record is from RefSeq and is a predicted model, not a curated record.